AAAAAACUGAUAACCGCCAAAAUUUGGCUCGGGAAAAGCAAGUCUUGUUACAGAGUGAUUAUUGAGGGAAUACUCUUCUAUCAAUAACAUCGGAAGGCACAUUACCUCGGUUCUACUCGAACAUUGUAUCUAGAUCUUACAAAAAUGGACCACCAAUUUACGGAAGAAGAGGAGAUAUGGCUGUUGGAGGAGAUGCUGAACAAACCAUUGCACAUCGUCCUCAACCACCUGCCCGAAACGACACAACCAUCAACCCCCAGCCCCGGAACCGCAGCAACACCAGAGCCUUAUGACCCCACGCACCCGGGUUUUCUGAGACCGGAUCGGCAGCCGACCAGGGCACAGCCGAAAGAGGUCAGUCAGGGGCUAUUUAAGCACAAGAGGUCCAAGACGCUGAUCAGACCAGUGACGCCCAGCUUGCUGAAGCUGACCGGGACGCCAAGUUCAAAAGCACGGAGAUUGGAGGAGCUUUUUGGGGCCAGCCCCACCCGAGACACCUCUCCGAAGAAGACGUCAGGAACCGGAAGCCACGACACGAUCAUCAACCCGGGCCCACGCCUCCAGCGCAGUCCCCAGUUGAUCGCCGCGCCGCAGACGACGAAACCCGUUGAUACCGUGACAUCAAAUGCCGAACCUGAGGAUCCUGAGCCAGCGGAACCUGCUGUUGAACCUACCGUUGAACCCAUGGAUGCCGUCGUAUCUGCAGCGGAACCUAAUUUGUGCAAGCCAUGUUUAUCCGGUGAUUUCUGUGGAAAAAUUACUUAA
Molecule: messenger RNA, 765 nt
Organism: Cotesia glomerata
Lineage: Eukaryota; Metazoa; Arthropoda; Insecta; Hymenoptera; Braconidae
Product: proteoglycan 4-like
Exons: 3
Coding region: 145-765 (206 amino acids)
Source: RefSeq, a predicted model, not a curated record